This is a messenger RNA of Pseudogymnoascus verrucosus, 1103 nucleotides long. RefSeq lists its product as uncharacterized. The record is from RefSeq and is a predicted model, not a curated record. NCBI's taxonomy places the organism in Eukaryota, Fungi, Ascomycota, Leotiomycetes, Thelebolales, Thelebolaceae. The coding region runs from base 57 to 1055 and encodes 332 amino acids. The transcript has a single exon.
CAUCAUUGCUCCUCCAGUCUAUUUAAACAGCGCCAAAUAACCCCUCUAGAUAUUCCAUGGCUCAUAGUAACAACUCAAUAUACUCCACACAUAUAGUAACAACUCAAUAUACUCCGCACAUCAUGUCUACUCAAGCACGCAAAGCAAAUGCCAAUCUUGACCUUACUGGCAAAUCCGCCGUCAUCGCUGGUGGAUCACAAGGAAUCGGAGCAGGCAUCGCCAUCCGCUUUGCCCAGGCAGGUGCAAAUGUGCUCAUCGUUGGACGUAACAAAGAGCGACUCCAAGCGGUUAUUUCAGAAGCUCGCAAAGUCGCCAAGUCCACUGAGCAGAAGCUCGAUUAUCUGUCCGCAGACCUGAGCCUUGUAUCAGAAAUCAAGGCUGUGGCCAAAGAAAUUGAGGCAAAGACCGGUAGCCAUGUUGAUUAUCUGAUUCAAACCCAAGGUGGCAUGCCGAAUGGCCUUUUUGAGACUACCUCUGAAGGAAUCGAGGUGCACUUCGCCGUCCAAAUCCUGAACCGUUUCCUCCUGAACUACCUACUUGCAACCUCCGGUGCUUUAAAAGACACAUCCAUCGCCAUCGUGGGUCCCGGAAGCACUCAGACUGAAUUCAAGCUCGACGACAUCGAGCUCGCGAGCGCCAAAGACGAGAACCGCUACUCACAGAUAGCAAAGCACGCCGCACGCGAUUCCGUGGUCACAGACACCUUCACCAAAUCGCUACAGACUCACUUUCCACAGCUCAAGUUCUUCCAUCUCGCCCCCGGCUUCGUGCAGACAGAUGUCAUGACCAACCAAGACGUGCCGACGCCGAUACGGUUGGCGAUUAACUAUAUCGUGUUCCCACUCGCUGCGAGGUCGUUUGGCAAUACGACGACGAGCUAUGCUGAUAUUCCUGUGUUUUUGGCGGCAAAUGAGGGGAGGGAUGCUGUGGUUGAGGCGGAGGGGUAUUUUUUGAAUGAGAAGAAUAAGAGGGUGGAGCUGAAUCUGUAUGCGACGGAGGAGAAGAACCAGGAGGCGAUGUUUGAGAAGCUGAAGGGGUAUUUGGAUGGUCGCUGAUUGAUGGUAUGUAUGGUGUGCUUUUUGGAUGGAAGUGGGAGUUGGGAG